AUGGCCACGGUGGUGCCGCGCGUCCGUGGAGGGGCGCAGCUCCGCCCGCGACGCAUUAGGGCGGCGAGGCCACGGCAGCAGCCUGUGCGGCCAUGGAGAACCCGCGACCUAGGCGGCCGGAUGCGGUGGCGUUUGAUGGUGCUGCUGCUCAAGGUGCACCGCGCCGCGGGGAAGCUCAUGGGCGCCGCCUCCGCUGCGCUGUCCGUCGCCGCCGCCGCGCGGAGGUGGGUGGCGGCGGGGCGAACCGACACCGACGCAGGCGCCGCGUCGCACGAGGAGAGCCCCGCUGUGUGCACUAGGUUCUACGGCUUCCUCUGCACCUCCCUCGUGCUCUCCAUGCUCCUCCUCGCCGCCGACGUCGCCGCGCACCUCCAGGGCUGGCACCUCGCCGUCGACGUCCCUGACUUGCUCGCUGUCAAGGGCCUCUUCUCCGCCGGGUACGCGCCCUGGAGGCCGAAGGACGCAAGGAGCGACGGUGUGGCCGACGGCGUGCGACGGUGUGGCGGGCGCGGCGGCGUGGGGGAGGAGGAGGUCCGGGGCGGCGCGGAGGAGGAGGUGGUGUGGGAGGAAGGCGUUGCCAGCGCGCGAGGCCUCCUACCGGCUGCCUCGAUUGCUCCGGGGGCGAUGGCCGACGGGAUGGGGAGGGAGGCCGCGGCUGCCGUAGUGGCGGUGGAGCUGGAGGAUUCGACCGAGCGGAAGGUGAGGGAAGGAGACGGGCGGUCACCGUAUCGUUUCACCGAGGCCACGGAGUGCUGA
This is a messenger RNA of Miscanthus lutarioriparius, 756 nucleotides long. Lineage: Eukaryota; Viridiplantae; Streptophyta; Magnoliopsida; Poales; Poaceae. The record is from the annotation of a GenBank genome assembly.